AUGGACCUGAAUAACCUCAAGAUUAUGGCAAAUCGUGCCGGCAAUACGCUGUACUUUGCUGGUGCAGCGGCUGCAGAGAUUGGUAAGGAAAAAGGAACGCAAGCAUUGGCAGUUGCAUCAGGAGCGGCAGCAGUCGGAUGUGAAAAGAUGAAGAGCUCGACGACGUUUCAGAGUGCGACAGUAGCGGCCACUGCGGGUCGUGAAAAGGUUAAGACAUUACAGGCUUUUCAAGUGGCCUCGUCAGCUGCCGUUGUUGGCAAGGAGAAAGCAUCGACGGCUGCGUCUACCGCAGUAACCGUUGCUACUGCAGGUCGUCUAAAGGCUGUCAGUGCGCUGGUUUUGGCUAAAAAUCGCAUUACAGGAGUAAAGACUGGUGAUUCUCCUAGCUCACCAAAUCCUGGCAAUUUGCCGUCAGCUGAGAAGGAGUUUUACAAGUAUGAAAUGUCGGAAGAGGAGAAGAAGAAGAAGCGCGCACAAGCUCGUCGGCGCGCCGAAAAGAACAAGCAGCCGGUGGCGAGUUCGAGUUCCAGCUCAAACAAGCAGCGAGAUGGCAGCUCCAAACCUGCUGCCGGAUCAAGCUCCAGGUCUGGCACAAGUGCCGGAUCAAACUCUAGGUCUGGCACAAGUGCCGGAUCAAACAGCAAAACUAGCAGUAGUAGCGCCAAUAGAUCGGGCGGUAGCAGCAGACGACCUGGUGCUAGCAGACGCACCAAAGGAUAG
This is a messenger RNA of Peronospora belbahrii, 720 nucleotides long. The record is from the annotation of a GenBank genome assembly. NCBI's taxonomy places the organism in Eukaryota, Oomycota, Peronosporomycetes, Peronosporales, Peronosporaceae.